GGAGGAGUGGGGGGAGGCGGUGUGCGGUGCACGCCGCGCUCCCAGCACAAAAGCGCAGCGAAAGAAACUCUUGGAAAGCGCGGAGCGAGCGGCGGGGCCGGGCGGAGCGGGUCGGGCUCUUCCUCUCCACUGGAUACAUUUUGCAACUGCGAAGGAAUUAAAUCCGAUUUUUCAGGAUUUUUUUUUUUUUCCCUCCUCAUUUAUUUUUCUUUUUUUUUUCUUUUUUUUUUCUUUUUUUUUUUUUUUUCUCGCGAAGGAGCACCGCGUCGCUUCCUUCCUCCUUUCCCCUCUGCUUCCAGCUCUUUAUUUUGAAUACGUUUUAUAUUUCCCCUUGGGAAAGAGGGGCACGCGAGGAGAGAGAGAGAGAGAGAGAGAAACAAACAAACAAACAAAAACCAAAACGCAAAACCACACCGAGUGAAGGAAUAUGAGCGCUUCGUGGCUGACUUUGGCCGUGCUCUGUGCAACUUUGGGCGCAGGACCAGGUCACGGGGAGGCAGAGACGAGGGAAUGCAUUUACUACAACGCCAACUGGGAGCUGGAGAAGACCAACCAGAGUGGCGUGGAGCGCUGCGAGGGGGAGAAGGACAAGCGGCUCCACUGCUACGCCUCCUGGAGAAACAACUCGGGAUCCAUUGAGCUGGUGAAGAAAGGCUGCUGGUUAGAUGACUUCAACUGUUAUGACAGGCAGGAGUGCGUAGCCACAGAAGAAAACCCUCAAGUGUUUUUCUGCUGCUGCGAGGGCAACUACUGCAAUGAGAAAUUCACCCACUUGCCUGAAGUAACUGGCCCAGAAGUCAUAUAUGAGCCGCCACCACCAACGCCCUCCCUGCUUAACAUCCUGGUGUACUCUCUGCUGCCCAUUGCUGUCCUGUCAGUGGCCAUCCUCUUGGCCUUCUGGAUGUAUCGGCACCGCAAGCCUCCCUACGGGCACGUUGACAUCAAUGAGGACCCCGGCCCACCACCUCCUUCUCCCCUGGUUGGCCUAAAACCUCUACAGCUCCUGGAGAUCAAAGCCAGGGGACGCUUUGGCUGCGUGUGGAAGGCUCAGCUGAUGAAUGACUACGUAGCAGUGAAAAUCUUCCCAAUUCAGGAUAAGCAAUCUUGGCAGAGUGAGAGGGAGAUUUUCAAUACUCCUGGCAUGAAGCAUGAAAACCUUUUGCAAUUUAUCGCAGCAGAAAAGAGAGGGACAAACCUAGAGACAGAGCUCUGGCUGAUCACAGCGUUCCACGACAAGGGCUCUCUCACGGAUUACCUGAAGGGCAAUAUCAUCAGCUGGAACGAGCUCUGCCAUGUUGCAGAAACCAUGGCCCGUGGCUUGUCUUACCUCCAUGAGGACGUCCCGUGGUGCAAGGGUGAAGGACACAAACCUGCUAUAGCACACAGGGACUUCAAGAGUAAAAACGUCUUGCUGAAGAACGACUUAACGGCGGUGCUAGCCGAUUUUGGUCUUGCUGUACGGUUUGAACCUGGAAAACCUCCAGGGGACACCCAUGGACAGGUGGGAACAAGGAGGUAUAUGGCUCCUGAAGUGUUAGAGGGAGCAAUCAACUUCCAACGAGACGCCUUCCUGAGAAUAGACAUGUACGCAAUGGGACUGGUAUUGUGGGAGUUAGUCUCCAGAUGUAGAGCAGUUGAUGGUCCAGUGGAUGAAUACAUGCUGCCUUUUGAAGAAGAAAUAGGUCAGCACCCAUCCCUUGAGGACCUGCAAGAAGUGGUGGUUCACAAGAAGAUGCGCCCCGUCUUCAAGGAUCAUUGGCUGAAACACCCUGGCUUGGCGCAGCUCUGCGUGACCAUCGAAGAGUGCUGGGACCACGACGCAGAGGCUCGGCUCUCGGCAGGCUGUGUCGAGGAGCGCAUUGCUCAGAUCCGCAAAUCCGUAAACGGCACUACCUCGGACUGCCUUGUCUCCAUCGUGACGUCCGUCACCAACGUGGACUUGCCGCCCAAAGAGUCCAGUAUCUAAGUCCUGGUUUGCUUUUGUCUUUCCAGACUCAGUGGAUUUGAAAAAAGAAAAAGAAGAAGUUUAAAAAAAAAAAAAAAAAAAGGAAACACACGAGAAAAAAAAAAAAAAAAACAAACACAAAAAUCCAACAAACACAUGACUGCAGCUGCUAUUUUAUCUUGACUUUUUAUUAUUAUUGUUAUUAUUAUUAUUAUUAUUAUUUUUGGAUUGGAUCAAUUUUACCAGCACAUUGCUCUACUGUAUUAACAAAUGGACAUUUCAGCAAGCAUUCAGGUGCCGACUAAUGAAUGCAGAAAAGGUGCAGGUACCUCAGAACCUCAACAAACUCACUUCAGUUGUUUUGUUGUUGUUGUUGUUUUUUAAAUUGAGUUUUCUGGGUUUCUCUUUAUCAGUCUGUCUUCUGAGCAGAGCAUCUGUGACAUAAAGGAAAACCACCUAUCAUCUUAGAAAACGCAAUGCUGCAAACUUUGGAGGAAACUUAAGACUGUUACAUAAGAUUACACCUUCCUCAAAAGGAUUUUUUCCCCAUUUUUUUUUUCGUUCCUGGGUUCUGUUCCGUGUUGGGUUAUUUUAUUUGGAAGUGAGCUUCAAAAAAAAAAAAAACAAAAAAAACAAAAAAACAAACACAGCAGAUGUGUCUUUUACGGAUCUAACGGGUGUCAUUGUAACAUGGAAAAAAGUAACCGGGCAGAGAAUGUUAAUUCUUGGUGGUAGAAUUGAAGGGGGGAGCAUAGAAUAGGGGUGGGGAGAGCGACGUUGGACUUGGCAGCAUUUGGGGAAACAUCAUUUGCUAUGGAGCUACUUCUCAGGUAACCAUUAGAGGAGGGGAAGGACAUUUCUGGACAGAGUAUUAACAGCUGCAGCGUGUGGAGAAAGCGGAGUUAAAGAGCCAGUGGUUGCAAGCAAGGCACUGGUUAGUUCUUCCUCCAGUAUCUGGUGCUUGGGUGGUAAGAGAACAAAGCAGAACUGUAAUUACCUUCUAUUUUUCAAAUCUGGGUAGUGGCAGGAAGAAUGCUUUUUAAGAAGUGUAAUUGGGAGAGGUGGGAAAGUGUGUUCUCAGAAGCACUGGGGGAAAAUACUGGAAGAUAGGAAGAUGUUUGCAUCUCUCUUAAAGUGUGAGUCAGUGCAGGAAAUGUUGCCCUCGGGGUUGAUUAUCUGCCAGCCCAACCACCGGCGCAGAUGGUGGAGGGAGGAGAAGUGUGAACGCUGGCUCUGUAAUUUUUCUUUGUUCUUUAAUUUGGGGUUGUAGGGAGGUGGAAAUUACCUGAACCAGUGGCAGAUGGCUCCUGUAGCACCCGAGAAGCCCAUGAGCUGUACAGUUACAGACUGCAGAGGUAGCUGAGCAGCAGCAGCAGCGAUCCUCAGCAUCGCUCAGACUGGUUUCUUUGACUCUGCUUUCUCCGUACUCUGCGACUAAACUCGUUUCGUCUUAAAGUGGUGCAUAUUCUGAAAUACCAUUACUCUUAUUAUGCCAUAAACUUGCUCUAGUCAGUGAAUGUUCCUAAUGCUGCUGAUUCAACAUUGAGAUAUUUUUUUAAUUUGCAAAAACAUGCAAUGUUUAAAAAAAGGAAAAAGAAAAAAAAAAAAAGAACACAAAACACACACACAUACACACACGUUACGUGGCUUCCGAGGCUUAAACUGAAAAAAAGAAUUAAAAACUUCAUGACCACAGACCACCUCAAACCAGAAAUACCUCAGAAUUUUCUACUUGUAUGAGUUUUAUUAUAUAUUUUGUUAGUUGUGUUGUCUUGUAGUAAGUAUAUUUUAAUGUAAGUUGGCUUUUAUGACAAGGGAGUUUUAAAAAAAGAAAAAAAAGAAAAAAAGUUCCAAAAUCUUUUAGAAAGUGCUACCGUUGUUUUUUGUUUUUUUUUUCUUCUGUUGUUGUUGUUGUUGAUGUUGUUUGUUUUAUAAAGCACCAUUGUAAAUAACUAUACAGUUGUAGAAUAACUGCCUAUAUAAGGUACCUGGGCAUUAUUCACACUUAUUUGUGAAGGCUGUUUCCAUUCUGUGUUUUAUUUUUGAUUUUGUCUGUUUUAGUGAAAGGACAGUACAUCUUUUUCUUUUUCUUUUUUAAUGUUAUUUUGUUUUGUUUUUUUGAUCUUUGAAUCUAACAUGAUUUCUGUGUCUUGCUAGACUGACAAAGUUAUAUCCAUUGGAUGGCCAGAACUUUCGGAUUUCUCCUCCUAUUAAGCCAAAAUGCAGUCCUGAGCUAAUCAUCCUUUGAAAAGGAAAAAACAAACAGAAAAGUAAAAAGUCUGUACAUGAAUUGGACUUCUUGUCGCUGCCAAACUGUCAGCGUGGACCCUUGCACAAACGGAAUUUAUUGAGCAAACAAAAAUCGCUAAUUGGAGAAAAUGUGGAGACAAUAUAGAGUAAAUUGAAAUAUAUCUCUUAAAAAAAUAUAUAGCUUUAAAACCUAGAGAUCACAAAUGAGGACGCGGUCCUUUCUCUCGAAGAGACAUUAAGAUAGUUGCCUUAAUUUGUCUAUCUGAAUAAAGUCUUAACCUAUUCUUUCAAGUUAUUGAAUGUAUAUUGCAUAUUAGUGUGUACACACAUGUAAUUGUAUUUCCGUGUGUAGGUUUGGAAGUUUCUGUUUCUUAAUGUGAUUCUGUUCAGAACACCAUGACAAAAGCAGACAGAACGGUACUGGUUGGGCCCAGCUGAUGGUGCUGGAGGGGCUGAUGUCUUUGAGCUGAUGCUGCAACGUGCCUGUGCUGAACAUGAAGCAUGUAGGGAGCUCUUCUGGUGUCAUGACAUUAGUCGCUCGCUUCAUGUUAAGCACGGUCGCAAAGGUUUGCAAGGAUCAGCAUUUUUCACAUUCUAAUACAUUUCUGCACUGAGAUUUAUAUAAAAAUGUGACUAUGUUUUAGAAGUGAAGUGAUGUAAGGGUGGGGUGGAGUCUAGAACAGAAUUAAGACUGAGCGAAUGCUUGUUUCGAGGUGGGCAUGCUCUGUGUUCCCCAGGAAUGGGAGCUGGCUCACAUUGCUGCAGAAAGAAAAAAGCUGUACUGUCUUUUAACUAUCAAUAUCUGUUUGCUGUUCUGGAUUUCUUUUUCCUUCAGCAUUUUGUAUAAUGGCUAAAACAGGCUUAUUACAGCAGUUGCUUUUUUAUCGUGAUUUCUUUAAGAAGCUUUAAAGUAUUUAUUGAAAGUGCCAUAUGAUUUUAAUAGCCUAUUAGACAGUCUCGUAAACCUUCUCUUUUGAGAAAGCAUACACAGAAAGUCUCGCGUUUAGCUUAUCUGAUUGUGGGGAGCUGUGCCAACGUACAAAGCUUGACCGAAUGUUGAUUGUGUUACCAACUUCCCUGGUCUACUGCUUCCUUAUAGAUCAUCUUGUCAACAGGAUUCAGCAACUGAUUUUUAAAAGAAUUUCCAAAAUGCACGUGUGCUCAGAUAGAAAUUUUAAAUGUGUGUUGGGUUUCGUGUCUUGCUGCCACAGCAGAGAGGGGUAUUCUGACUUUUUGCCUAUUUGCAAGAUCCUAUCGGUUUAUUUAUCUAAAGUGGCCCUUUUAGUUGGUAUUUAUUUUAUUAAUGAAGAAAAGCUCUGAUGAACUUACUGGUCUUUCAGUACGUGAGCUGUCAAGCAAAUAGUUUCCUCACUGCUAACGUAGCAUUUGAACUCACAGUGACAAUAAGAUCUUGGUUUUGUUCAGCAUCAUGGAAGCUUUUUCCCAGCCAGCACUGGGCACAUCCAUAGGUGUAGCUGUCAUAAGCAGUUGUGACUCUUUUCCCCUUAACACUCCCAUGAACGUGAUGGGUACAACAUAUGUUAUAAAUUUCACUCCCCGUUCAGAUUUUGAGGAUAUUUGGCUGCAUGAUUUUAUCGUUGACCUUCUUCUCAUGUGUAGCAGUUUAGGUAAAUAUUAGCCUUGAAUAUUGUGGGCAGCUCUGUCAAUGUUAAAAAUUUUCCCUGACUCAGGAGCCAGGAUACCCCUCUCUCUGGUCUAACAACCUUUAAGAACUUAUUACACUGGCUGUGUUGGUUUCCUGGGUGAAGGAAGUUUGAGCUCACACUUUGAGGUUGGAAAUAGCUAAAAUUGCUUUCUUGAGAUGAUAGAGCGGUGACUUGCUAAUACAGUUGCAUUAGUACAGCAAGGCUGUUAACUGUACGUGGCUCAAACUUAUAUUAAACACAUACACUUCAAAACUUGAAGUAUAUGUGCAUGAGAGAAGGCUAUAAACCAGCCUAACCAUCACUGAAAUGCUAUCUGCCUUACUCUUCUGUUGAAGGAUUUUAGCUAGUCCUGAUCAUGGAGUUUUCUCUAGUGAAGACAAAAAGAAAAACGCUUUUUAUUUUGCUUCAUUCUAUUGCUGAAAUUCUCCUACAACAUAAGCUAUGUUAGUUCAAGUUACACCUAUGGCAAUGCCAAGGUCUUUGUGUUUAAAGGUCUUUGUUUCAAAGAAAAGGGAUGUGAGUAUCCCCCAGUAACUCCAUUGCAUUACUUAGGUCUUGUGAUUCACUGCUGUUUCUGUUGAAGUUAUUCAUUUCAGCAGGAGCAGCAUUGGGGCUGCUCAGCGGUGUUGCUGGUGGGUACUUCCAGGUUGGCUGGAUAGGCCUUUCCCAUUAGGAAUGCUGAUCUCCCUUAAUAUCACCACGUAGAAACUGGAGAGCUCAAAUUCUGUUCCUCCUGUGCUGCUUUCUGGGCAGGCUGUCAGGAUUUUCCUGUUUUGCAGGUGAAAGAUGUGGUUUCACUUAGUAUGGAAGAAACUCCUAUUGCAGAGGAAGGAGCUGGUUGAUAGCGUUGUGACAGUGCUGUUGCAGUCCUCUACAAGCCACACUCCCCUUGAGAAGUAUCUAAGCAGGAAGUGUCCCACAAACUAUUAUCACUUUUACAUACAGAAUAUUGUUUGGUAACAUUGUAAAUAAAAUAGACUAUAUAAUAGAGGAAAAUAAGGACAUUUUGACUUUUUUACUUUUGGAAAAAUAUAUAUAUAUAUAUUUUAGUUACAUAUACAAACAAAAAUUCUACAUUGUGUGAGAAUUCUUUUAUACCACAAAUUAUUUUUGUAAUGUCUAAUAUGUUUCUGCAGGGAAAAGGGAGAAUGGCGUGUGUACGCACAGCGAAUAAAUAUAUAUAUAUAUAAUGUUUAAAUUAAAUGUGCACUACAUCGAAGUCUAGAGGAUAGAACGAGUUUAGUGUGAGGAGCAAGUCUGGAUGUACUUGGACACGCUUUGAGGGCGGCACUGACUAUGUUUAACAGGUUAUCUUUCAUGUCACAUCCCUUCUGCUAAUGAUGCUUAUUGCUUUUCUAUGACCAUCUUCAGUUUAACCAGGAAGAGUGUUUUCUUGUAUUCAUGCAAGUAUCCGUGUGUGAGCAGUGUGUCUUGACGUACGCCGUGAUGCUGCAGUGAGUUGUGAAGGCAGGGUGUUAGGAAUUUGUGGAGACCAAAUAGGCUGAUCUCGCUUGCUGCCGUAUCCCUUUAUAGCAGCUGCGUCUGCUGCAUUGACAAUAUGAUCUGUAAGGAGCUGUUGCCAGCAAAGUCUUGAUAAAAGCAUUUCCUAGAAGUUCCUUCUCUCUGAAGUGACACAAAUAAUCAGACUUCACCAGGACACGCAGACGUGUUCCCAAUGGCAGAUUUCACUGUUUGGGUUGGCAGCACUAAAAAAAAAAAGAGCACUGUCACGUCCAGAGUCCUACUUAGAAAAAGAGCAUUCCUAAUUUGUGUAGCCAAACUAAGGUAUACGAAAAAUAUUAAAGAAAAAUACUGCAAAUGUUUUCACAUGAGCUGACUUUUCCCGUUGGACCUAAAAAUCACUCCAGUCUUCAGCUUUCCUGAUCUUGACAAUACAGUGUCAGCAGGGUAAGAGUUAUUGAAGAAAACUUAAAACCAAGCAAUGCACUGUGCUGCUUGGAAGCUUUUUUGACAGUGUGCUUUCUAAAAUUGGUGCUUGAAUGACUGAGAGCAGGCUCCUGCCAUUGCUGAAUACUACCACUGUGUUCUUGGUGCAGUCCUGGCCCUGUGGAAGCUUCCAUCUAAUUCAGUGGGACCAUGAGUGUGUUUGUGUUCCUGCUCAUUACCCUCACUCACUCACUCACUCACAUGGGACUUCUUUUCUAAUAUAGUAGCUUUAGGAUGAAGCUCUGUUCCCUGACUGAAGUAAUAACCUCUCAGUAAUCCUUUUUGUCGGGACACGUCCACAGAAAGAGAUCAUGCUUGUGUUACGUCCAUCCAGCUGUUCUGAAAUGUAAAGCUAUUCUGUUGUGCCUUUAUUUUUCCAUGUAAAAGCAACUGCUGUAAGUUUUUUUUUUUUUUUAACUUUAACUAGCUUUUAUGUUUCUUUUUUCUGUCUAAAAAGAAAAAAAAACUCAAACAAACCACUUUUCAUUGCCCAGCUGUUAUUUCUGGAUGCAGUCUGUGAUCCAGGUAUUUCAAGAACCAAUUACCUCAAACCUCAUGUUAAACAGUGUUGCUAUCUGGAUUCUCCUUGAUACUACAAUAUUGUAACAUACACAAACAGGAACCUUGCUAUGUAUGGGUGUUUAUAUAUAUGUAUCAUAUACAUAUAUGCGUGUAUGUGUUAGAUAUAUAUAAAUGGAAAGUGAUCCCCAAGGACUGAAGGAAAAAAGCAAAGCUUUUGUUUUCCAACAUUGAAACCAAAAGGGCUUCUCUGAAGCUCUAUAAUGGCAUUGUGCUGGAUAUGUGUUGAAAAAGUGUUUUCUGGAAAGUGCUUCCUUUGUCAGCCUUUUUAUUUCAGUAUUUUAAUGGGGCAGAUGAUGUGAUUAUAACACCGUAUCUGCAUUUUUGGCCAGUUUUGAAGCAGAGGCCUCUUAAUCUUUCAAAUUGUUAAAAACCAAUCAAACUCAGUAUAUAACAUUCCAGUAAGGUUAGUAUUGCAAAACUUGAGUAUAUUCUGGGAAGGCUUCAUUAGCUUUUGUUUUGGUGAAAGGGAGGGCACUGGCCAAACUUUAGUCAACUUUUCCAACGUUUUGAGGAACUGAAGUGUAACCAGAACCAUCCUGGUCAUUUAAAAUCCUAAUUCUGGAUUUCUGGCAUUCCUUGGAUUGGACUCCCCAUUGAAAAAUAAUACCAAAUAAAAGCCAACAGCCGUGAGCAGGGGGAAGUUGGAGGAGUUGUAGCUUCUGAAUGUGUGCUAAGCAUCAGCAUAACCUAUUGGAUAGCAGGAAACACACUGGCAAGACCUGUGACCUAUCUGGACCUUUCAUUUUUCCAUCCCCCCUUCUCCCAGUAACCUUCUCAUAUGAACAGGCCUUCAACCGCAGUGGCUUACUUAGACAAAACCGUCUAAUGCUUCUACAGCUGUUGGUGGUUUAUGAUUACCUUUGGAAAAUUAUUUACCAAAAUACUAAGAUCUCCCAGAACAAGACCUUUUGCAAUGCUGUUGGCCUUCCAGUGGAAUAAUACUAUGAUGCAAAGUUGAUCAGUUAGUGGAUCAGAGUUGAAGGAGGUGGUUACUGCAAACUAAGUAACAUUCUUGACCUCUAUUCUAUGCCAUAAGUCUGCACAAUGCCAUUGUCAAUCUACUCAAACUAUCUGCUUAUGAAUUCUGCAUGAUCCUCAUGAUAGAGUUGAAAGCCUGAUCUUUCACCUGUUAAUAUUUUCACAUUUGUCCUUAAGUUCGACAAAUUUUAUACUGUAAAGUUGACCUAAGUACAGUUUGAUGUCAAUUCUUGUGGAAAGAGCUUUCUGCAUGUAACAUUAGACACAUACAGUUAAACAACACAGCAUAGUACAAAACUCACAAGAUAAUGUUUUGGCACCAGCAGAAAGAAAUCUCACCCUGACCAUUUGUCAUUUUAAACCAUCGUAUUGUAAGUUUUACCAGCUACUUCUAAAUUUGUGCUUUAUUUAAAGAAAUAAAAUAAAAAUCCUAAGACUUGUCUAGCGUAGUGAAAUAUGUGUAUAUCAGUUUUAGGAUAAAUAGCUAAGUCUUAUUACGCUGUGUUACUUAACUUGUAUAUAUAGAGUAUACAUAAGAGUUUGCAGUAACCUGUUUCUCCAGGAUUUCCAGUUUGAAUGGGUUUAAACUCAAACUAUGAGAUUACGUAAAUGAUUUAGAAGAUUGCAGAAUAAACUGAAUGUAAAUUACAGGAAGCUCUAUCAGAUGGUGAAAUAAUUUUUAAAGAGUCUUUUGGUCCUUGGCUCAAAUUCAAUAAGUACUGUUUGUAUACCAAGAUAUGUGAAAUGUAAAUGUUGUAGGUUAUAUUUCACUCUUGUAGCUAUGAAAAUGUAGAACAGAGAUAGCUUGUACUACUGAGUUAACAAAAGUUAUACUAAAGUAUCCUGUUAAAAAAGUAUACAGAGAGGUAAGCUCAUUGCUGUAACCCCUUUUGGAUUGAAGUGUGCUGAUUUUUGUAUGUAUAUGAUAUAUAUAUUCUGCAAAAUAAAUGUGUAGAUAUAUAUAUAUAAUGUACGUAUAAAAUGGCCUAAUGCAGACAUCCAUUGUAUUGCAGUUAUGAAAUGAAGACAUUUCGGAAAGAACAUUGUAUCAUAGUUCAUGAAUUUGCAGUGGAUCUUUGUUCCUUUUUACUGUGGUAUUUUAGAAAUGAGUCUCAAGUUUGAAAUUAGAUCUGCCAAGUUGGAGUUUCGCUGCUUCAGCUUUGCACUGGGUGUCCGAAUAAACCAGUAUGAAUGUAGUAUUUGCCCUUUGUGAAGCAGCUACACCCCAACAGAUAGGAGGAAAAAAAAAGAAAAAAAAAAAAAGAAAGAAAAAAAAAGAAAAAAAAACUAGAAAGAACUAUUUCAAGUUUAUCUUUUUGUAUAUGAAAAUAAACAAUAAAUUACAAAUAAUUGCUUCUGUUGUUGCUGCGACGUUAAAAAAUCACUGCUGUUUGGUAAUACCGUUGACAUCUAGCUGAAGUAUUUCCUUCUUAUAGAAGGACCUUUUGGUGUUUCAGUGGUGUCUGCUGCUAAAUCACUGUAGAGGCCUCAACCUCUCCUCGUGGUUUGCAAACCACUCUAAAGGGAAGCAGGAAUUAGCUGGGAUAGCUGUGUCCUUUCAAGUUUGUUGCCUCUUGUAGCACCGUGGUAACAGUGCUUGCCAUACCCAGGGAAGUACAGUUCAAACAGUAUUAUGUGCAUGCUAAGUUGUACCAAUAGCAAGCCCAGUCAUUCAGCUACAGCUGGCGGUGAUGGGAGUUAAGCUCAAUGCCAGGGCUUUGUAUUUGUGUCUUCUCUUCUGCCAGCUCUCAGCAAAGGGCGAGCAUUGGAGCUGGGACUGGAGCAGAGCUUCCACUCAUCACCUUUGGGUAUCCAAGAAGUUUGAGUUAGACAGAGGUGUCUAGAUCUCGAAAAAUAUUGGAAAAAGUAAUUAAAAACUGAGCUUCUUAACGUUCUCCCAGUGUGGUGAGUUAUGUAAUUCCCAAAACAUGAGGCAGAAAGGUACGACGCUUCCAACUGAAGCACAGCUGGGCUUCCCCCAGCACAAGAAAGGCAUGGAGCUGUUUUGGUGUGGGUUCAGAGGAGGCCACAAGGAUGCUCGGUGGGCUGGAACACCUCUGCUAUGAAGGAAGUUUGGGGGAGCUGGGCUUGUUCAGCAUGGAGAAGACAAGGCCUCAUUGCUGCCUUCCUGUACUUGAAGGGGGUUGAUAUGCAGGAGGGGAAGCAACUUUUUACACGGUCUGAUAGUGACAGGACCAGGGAAUAGCAUUAAACAAAACGAGGGGAAAUUCAGGUUAGAUAUCAGGAGGAAAUCCAUUGCUUGGGGGGCUGUGAGGCACUGCUGCCCAGAGAGCUGGAGGUGCUCGGGGCCGGGCUGGGCAGCCUGAGCUGUGGGCAGGCAGCACACAGCCGGGGCUGGAACUGGAGGGGUUUCAAGGUCCCUUCCAACCAAACCAUUUUUUGAUCUUUCAAGCAAGUGAUGGGAGGAGGUCCUAGCCAUCAUACAUUGGUGGUUUCCUUUGCUCCAUUGCUCAGUUUUUUGGUUUUUUUUUUUUUUUUUUUUGGCUUCUUGGGGGGGAAGGAGUGCUCAUAGAAGAGGAAAACCUAGCACUAAUCUGGCUGUUUAAUUUCCUGCUGUGUUAUUCCUCUGCGUUAUUUACAGCUCUCGAGGAACUCCCUUCUUUCCUCGUUACCGGCGCGCUGCUGUGGCGGAGUGAAACUGAGCUGACGCUGCCAUGGCGGGCAGACAGAGGGCGCUGCAGCGCAGCACCGCCUCCCUACGUCCCUCCGCCAUGGCGGCCGUGCCCCGCCACCGCCGCUUCCUAGGCGGCUUCAUCUGCGGGGCCGCGGCGGGCGCCGCCGCCUCGUGCUGGGCCGCGUGGCGGCUCCUCCGGAGCCAGAACCAAGCAGAGCCGGGCCCCGAGCGAGCCCUGCCCGAGGGUAAGAGCUGUGGGCUGAGGGGAGCCCGCAGCGCUCUCCUCGGAGAGGCCUUCCCCGGCUGAUGGGGGUCACCGUCCCCGGAGGCGUUGCAGAGCCGUGGGGAUGUGGUACUGAGGGAUGUGGGCACGGUGGGGUGGGUUGGCCGCGUGUAACUGUGUCAGUAAUCUCAAGCAGUUUCCCGUGCAGCACAUUUAUAGCCACGGAGAUGCAUCUCUUGCUGUCCCGUUUCUGAUCACGUUUCACCUUCACGUUGCUUUCUGUUUAUUUUUCUCCUUAGAACCAGUAGAAGAGUCUCUGCUGGAAAAAUACGGGUUCCCUGAAGCUGGAACAGAGACCAGAUGUUACACAAAUCAUGCGCUGUCUUAUGACCAGGCAAAACGGGUGCCUAGAUGGGUGAUCGAACAUAUUUCAAAACAGAAGAUGCUGGGUAUGUGGGUCUUUAUUUCCUUUCAUUUGUGCUGCUUGGAAUGAGAUUUGCAGUCUAAAGAAGGUGGGCCCAGGAACGUGCUGGGGGAAAGAAACUUGUAGUGAUCUCUGGAUAUGGAUUUUUCCUCCCGCUCGGGAUCCUAUGAGAGGCAGUGGGCCUCUGGGUGGGUGUCAGCUCCUUUACAGUGUUAAGGUUGAUGUUGAUAGUGAAAUUAAAAGGGAUAUGGCACUUCGUUUGCUUGUUUGCAUUAGUCUGGUGUUGUGCAUUGCAGUGUCCUGAGGCCUGCAAGACACAUUCAGCCCAAGGGUUGCAUGUGAAAGGGGCUAACGAAGAAGAGGUGAGUCAGUUUCUUCUCAGGUGAUGGCUUCAAGUUGUGCCAGGGGAUGUGCAGGUUGGAGAUGGGGAAAUGUUUCUUCUCUGGAAGAGUGGUGAUGCAGUGGCACAGGCUGCCCAGGGAGGUGGUGGAGUCACCAUCCCCAGAGGUGUUCUAAAACCAAGGAGAUGUGGCACUGAGGGAACGUGGGCCAGUGGGCAUGGUGGAGAGGAGUAGAUGGUUGGAUUGGAUGAUCUUGGAGGUCUCUUCCAACCUGAAUGAUUGUAUGGUUCUAAGAACUACAGCUACUUUCAGCGAGAAAUUCUGUGAAAGUGAGAAAGCACCAGAUCAACAUAGCUGUGUCAGUGUAAACACUCUAAGACAUGUUGCAGGAAUGAAGCUUCCAUCUGUUCAAAAUGAAUGCAAAGGAAAUGAAGCUGAAAAUUAAACUUUUCUCAUCUGAUUCAGAACUGUAAAGUUCUGUCUUGUUGCUGAAGUCCACGGAAUUGCUCUCCCUUCCUUAGCUCGUGUAGUUAGUUCAGUGGGCCAGUCUGUGUCAGCUGAGGUACUGCCCCACAUGAGUCAAUGCCUGUAAUAGCUAGACAGUUUUGUCUGUAGGUCUUGAAGAGGUUUGCUUAGAAUGGGAAGAAGAGAGGAAUGUGUGUUUGAGAUGAAAAUGGAGCAGAGGGCAUCAACAGUUACAAUUGUUCAAAGCCAGAUAAUGCAUAUCUACUCCCUGCAGUCAUUACCUACUUCCCUGCAGUUCUGCUAUGUUUUCUUAUGUGCAUUAUCUAAUACACUCUCCCUCGUUCUUUAUGCAAGACAAAUGCUCAGUGAUUUUUGCUGUCAGAGCUGAAUGAAAUAUGAAUGGCAUACAGUCAUUAUAAAUUAAGUUUAUAGCAUUAGUUCAGUUUUUAUGCAGCAAAUAUUAAUAAUGGAGAUAACUGUGUAAUUGUAAAAUGUUUUAUGAAAGCAGUAGCUCUCUAAAUAUAUCUUAAUCAUUGUCUUCGAAUUACCUCUCAAAAUUAAAAUGGUGAUUCUGAAAAUAUUUAUGGCCAACCCCUAAGUAGCAUUGAUUCCACUUCUUUCUGAGAAGAAAGCAGUAAUUCCAGGCUAACUUUCAAGUGGGACUUAACAAUCGAAUUGUUAAAAUGCUUUCCAAGUGAUCAGACGCAGCAAACAGCAAAUUGAAGUUAAACAUCUUGAGGCAUUCAGCUCGAGAUUUAUAUUUGAUAACUAUUGAAACUGAGAUUUGAGGCAUAACUCAGUGCUGCAUUUGCCACAAAAACAUUGUGUUUUUAGAUUAUAUGAUGAGAAGUGAGAGCUUCUUCCUUCUAUCUCAAAAGAUAGAUGGCAUCAAAAGGCUCGGGCAUAGUCAUUUUUGUGCAUUUCAUCCAAAUAUCUGGAGAGGCAUCACAGGAAUCCUGGAGAGGAACAGGAGAGCUCUUCACUUAGUUCCGUGCAUGUGAAGAAGAAAUAACAAUGUUCUUUUGAUUGGGUUAAUUUCUUUUACCAACUGUAACUUUCUUGAAACACAGCCAUUUUACUUCCAGGCUAGACUUGGAAGAUGAAGAAAUGCUUGUAGUUUGCUCAGACAUUAAAAUGGAACUGGUGAGGGUCUGUGUAGCUUUGCGGUCCUAAAGAGAGUUUCUGUACUGGUUUCUGUCUUUAACAGUCUUACCUUUAACGUUCAUUUGCCUUUAUGGUAAGGCUAAACUGUUUCGCUUUUGUUUAUCUCUGUAAAACAGAAGGCACCUUAGUGAGUCUGUAGCUGGGAAAAUAGGGAAGAGUUGUGGGGAAGAACGUAGAACUGGAGCGGAGAUUUGUGAGGAGAAUCCUUCUCUUCUAUGUUUGAGGAGAAAAAUACUUCAUCUAGAAUCAGUUCAAACAGGGUUGAGUCCUUAAAUGUGGGUGUUUUGGGGAGAUGUUUUUGUUAACUUAAUGAUAACAAUCGAGUGUGUUAUUCCUUAGGCAACGCAGACCGAAGGCACUGUAAAUUCAGACCAGAUCCUAACAUCCCUCUGAUGUUCAGUGCUGUCAAUGAAGACUACCUUGGGAGUGGGUGGUCACGAGGACACAUGGCACCAGCAGGAGAUAACAAAUUUUCAACAGUAGGAAUUUUGUCUUAUUUUUUUUAAACUGUGGGGUUGUUUCUUUUUCUGUCAGAAAGGGUCAAGUGACCCUUAGAAGUGAUGUAUCGUGUUCUGUUUGCUGUUUGUUGUGGGAUGGAAUGUGGUCUCUUCGUUGAAACACAGAUCUCAACUUGGACUCUUCUUGACCUGAGUAGGAUGUAGGAUGCUCUCAGUGUACUUUGGGUGUCUACAUUGAGUGCCCUAAUUGUCCUGUGCUGACAUACCUCUCUGCAUUGAAUCAGACCUAGGUUAGCGUGUCUGGCAGAGAUGAUCAAUGUCUUGUACUGUAUAGUGUUGAACAAGUCUCCUCAUCCUCUUGUAUAUCACAUUGUCAGUGUAACAAAGGUGAGAAUGUUCACCAGCCAAACCACAGAAGUAUCCUCUGAAGCUUAGGUUAAAGGGAGACAAGGAAAGAUGACUUCAUUCUGGCCAACAGGUGUUGAAGCAUUUAAGACUAGAUUGGGCAGUGCAAAUGUACUGUUAAGUACUAUCCCACAUUGGCAAGAGGAUUGACUGGAUGAUUUACAAAGCUUUUUCCUUUCUGGCAGUGUGCACGAGGUGAAUUAGAACCUUCUUUUGCCAUAGUUCUUUCAGUCUAUAAAACGUCUUCACCUGCCGUUUGUUUGAGUUGUAAGAAAGGCAUGCCCUAAUGCCUUGGCCACCGAACAAAGCAGCUUGGAUUUAUUGGAUCCUCUUGUGAAAUGUGCCUAAUGCAGGCAAUUUGUCAAUUAAGUAGCAGUUUGAAUUUGUAUUUCUGCUCUGCACUCUGGGGCACAGUGGCAUGGGGUGGAUGAAAGAAUCACUCGUUUUAUUCCUCCUGGAAGUGUCCUUGCGUGGUUAUUUGUGAUACCUGGGGAGCUCUAGCAGGUGAGCUAACUGCAGAGAAUGAUCCUCCUCCUGGUUUGAAGUGCACUGACAUAAUACAGUCAAUACAAGCAGCGUUACAAAACCUUAAUUCCACAGCUCAAUCAGUGCAGAUUGCAUUUGCCUGUUAUUCUAAGCAGUUCUGUCAGCCCCUUUGCUUUGAUCAAGAAAUAUCUGAAAAGCAUUGACAAGCAUAGAACCUGUGAAGAUUCUGGGCUAAGGUUUUGGAUUGGUUUCUCCCAUACUUUCUUGUGUGAGUGCAGCUGUUGAGCUCUCUUUUUUUGCACGUAGGUUAUGCACCUCUUAGUCCAAAUCUCUUUUUUUAGAUAUUCUGACUUAGGUUUUUUAUGUUGAUAAUGUUAAGAAUGUACUACGUAGAAAUGGUUUGAUCCAGAAGCUUCUGAGGUGUAUUUACAGCUCAGAUGUUUCAAUGAAAUGAUACUGUUUUCUUUCUUUAUGCAGAGAGCGAUGGCUGAAACGUUUUAUCUCUCUAACAUUGUGCCUCAGAACUAUGAAAAUAAUGCUGGAUUUUGGAACAGGUGAGAAGUUACUUAUAAGAGAACUAAGUGAAAAGCAUCAGGCCGAAAUGUUGCAUUUAUAAAGCUUCCUCAUUGUCAAAGUAUUCUAAAGCAUUUUAUGGGCUAUCUGUAGAGAUCAUGUCAACCAUCUCUGCGUAUUCAGAAUAAAAUCUAUGCUGGCUGAUGUGGGUGGAGGUGUCAGGCUUAACUUCUCUGUCCUUAAGGAAAGCUCAGUAAAAGUGAGCAAGGGGGUUUAGAUGUUUAGAUCUAGUUUUAAUCUCUCUCCUCUCCACUGCCCUCCCGAAAAGGAGUGCUUCCAGUAUCAGACUAUGAGGACAUUUGUUGACCUUGAAUAGAAGAACUGAGUGCACCCUCCCGAGCUGUGACUUCUUGAGGUCACAGCUCAGGUGUUUGGUGGAAAGCUGGCUUCCAAGGGGUGGUCAGGCAAAGUUCUCUGUGUCUUGUGAACGUUGGCUGGAUCAGCUUUGAAGUGGAGUGAGUGGAAGAUAAAUCUUUCCGUGUGUAAGAUUUUUAUUCUUUCCUUUCCUGAAGCAGAAAAAAACCCACACUAACAGAACUAGAAGUCAUUCUGUGCUUCUCGUGUAGGACUUGGAAAGCAAAGACUUGGAAACAGGAGAGGAAAAUGAUGAAUUUUACAAGGUUUGCUCAAGGGAAGGUUAGCAAAAUUAUGUACAGCAUUGUACUAAAAGUCUAUUAAAAAUGCAUCACCAUUCAACAACACAGUGCAUUCCAAUUUUACAAGAAUGCAUAUAAAAUCAUAUGAGGCAUUCAGUAAGGUUAUACUCUUUUAUAGACAAAUAAAAUGCAAUAACAUUUUAAGAGAUGUUUUUGUAUUAUUUUAACACCCCAAGUAUUUGAGCAUAACAUUUCCUUAUACCAAUGCUAGGUGUUUGAACCAAUUUAGGGCUGGAAUCACUCUUUAUUUCUCUUGAGCAGAAUCAGUGCCUGAUCAGGAAAUAAUGGGGAGCGUUUCAGAAUUUCCCCUGGCACUGUCAGCCCCACAAUUUAAGCUGCUGUUAGCACUUUCUGCCAGCAUCAGUGCCUUGUCCCCACAGUUUAAAUCCACAAAACAGGUAUUUGUGCCAUUUGUUUUGUCACUUGCUUUGUUUUAAUGCUGUGUGGUUUUGAGAAUACUGUGUGUCACGUAUUGUAUCCUUCCUGGCUUUAGUACUCUCUUCCUUUCUCUAUUUUUAAUUCCUUGCUUCUUGAAUUGUCUUCUGAAGCACAGACAGCUUAGUUAGUUUAACAGUCUGUUGCUUUUUGAAGUGGUGUUUGCCCUCCAGCCAUGUGUUUUUGCUGCUUUUCCCCUGUUCCAGCCCUGAGUCUUCUCUGAAUCUAUGGUGAGUUGACUCUAUUUACUAACUCAGUUAAGCUCAAUCACGUUUGGUUGGUUACCUUUCUACAAGAUUAGAAGAUUGGAUCAACUGGUGAGAUGAAUGCCACAGCAAAUGUGGAAGAUGCAGCAGGACUGUUCUGGUGGGGCAGGCAAGGGGAGCAGUAUGAAAGGAGUGAGAGCAGGACUGUGUCUUUCAGGAAGCUGUCAGAUAGUAAGCUGUUAGAUUCAUUUGAUGAUGUGGUCUAAAUGCACCUUAGUAUUUACUCCUUGUUCUUUUCUUUCCAAUAGGCAGAUUCCUUUCUAUUGUGGUGUCUCACUGUCAAUUUCCGUUCUGAGUGCAUUUUCGUGAUCUCUGUUUGAUCUCUGUCCCUGCUGCUGCUAACAGCAAUCUGUUCCCUUGUUGCAUUUAUUCCCCUUCUUCCCUUAUGCCAGGUGGUGUUUGUAUUGCCACAUGGUCAGACAGACAGGAGAGCUGGGUGCUUGGAAGCAAAGCUGAUGACAGCAAAAAAAUGUAGCUUGUGGUCAGUGCUUUGGCUUAUCACAUGGCAGCUCACUAUCACCAAGGAAGGAAGGUCUCAUUCCUGCUCAUUCUGCAUUGUGAGGUUUUUCUCAGAGUUAGGAACAGAUGAGGAGUUCUGAAGGUGGCCCAAGUGAUGGGUUUGAAGAACAGGAGGGAGAAGGAGAUAAAACUCUCUUAACGUGACUUCUGUAGUGUUUGGGAUGUUAGGUCAAUAUGAGGCUAUAAUCUCCCAUUUUAUAAAAUACAGGUGGGAUCUAGAAGUGCUUUUUUUAUUUGGAGGAGUACUUUAUUCUGUAAAUUACAAUAUAAAUUAGCUAGUUUAGAAAACAAAAAUGAUGUUAGUAUUUCAGGAGAAAGUACUUAAUUUUUAAUCAGUUUUAUGCAAAAAAGCAUUAAGUAGACUUAGCAAAAAUGUCAGGUGGGAAUUUUCAUAAGUUCUUUGGAGCGGGUCCAGAGGAGGGCCACUAAGAUGAUCAGAGGGCUGGAGCGCCUCUCCUGUAAGGAAAGGUUGAGGGAACUGGGCUUCUUUAGCUUGAAGAAGAGAAGGCUCUGGGGAGACCUCUCUGUGGCCUUCCAGUACUUGAAGGGAGUGUAUAAACAGGAGGGGGAAUGGCUGUUUACAAGGGUGGACAGUGAUAGAACGAAUGGAAAUGGUUUUCAACUGAGACAGGGGAGGUUUAGGUUAGAUAUUAGGAGGAGGUUUUUCACACAGAGGGUGGUGACGCACUGGAACAGGUUGCCCAAGGAGGCUGUGGAUGCCCCAUCCCUGGAGGCAUUCAAGGCCAGGCUGGAUGUGGCUCUGGGCAGCCUGGUCUGGUGGUUGGCGACCCUGCACAUAGCAGGGGGGUUGAAACUGGAUGAGCAUUGUGGUGCUUUUCAACCCAGGCCAUUCUAUGAUUCUACAGAAAGAACUGUCUGUUGCAGGACAUUGAUUCCUUGGGGGAAUUGCGCCAAUCCAGUAAUGUGGUAGAGCCAUUUGAACUAAGAAUCUCAUCGUUUAACAAAUGUGUUUCAGAAUGGAAAUGUAUUGUCGGGAAUUGACGGAAAGAUUUGAGGAUGUUUGGGUGGUUUCUGGACCUCUGACCUUGCCUCAAACAAACGAUGAUGGAAAGAAGAGUGUUACAUACCAGGUAGGUACGUAUGUUGCUGGGUUAGCAGUGAUUGCACAGUGCAUGUGCUCCACUAAAGACAGUUUCAAAAGCAGCCGCUUGUUGAUACCCCAUAUGCAUCACUUUAAAUCUCAGUUGCAAAGACCCAUCUAAGAAUAUCAGCAUCAAUUACAAGGCCUCAUUCAUUUGGGAGGCAUUAGAUGAAUACAGUCUAACUGCUUAUCCAGGAUAUUGCUACCUUCCCAUUUUUAUUGCUUGCUUUGAAUACUCUGAAGGUCUGUAUUUCAUCAUGCACAGGCUCUAGAAAGGAGCAUUGAUUGACAGACAAACAGGAGAGGCCAUCAUGUUGAGAGGUGAAUUUAUGGUUACUUGUCUUGAUUUAGUCUUUAUAAGCAUGUGUUCACACAUCUGAAGGAUCUAAGCAUAGUAAGGUUUUAAAAGGCCUUACUACACUCUUCUGCCCCUACUGUAAUGACAUGUUGUUGUUUUCAGUUGCUAGAUGCUAGCUAGCGUAAUGCAAAUAAUAAAUACAGUAUUUUGCACCUCUUGAAAAAACACUUUGCCUUGAAAAUAAGUAUUCAGAUUAACUGCAGCUUCAGCUUGCAAGUGAUACAUCUGUCCAGCCCAUUCCCUUAGGAGCAAUGAAUGAGCUUGCUUCUAUAAAAAAACAAAAAGCAAAAAAUAACAACCCUGUUUCAAAGGCAUGUGAGAGUUGCAAAAGGGGGAGAUGUUGAUAUUUUAAUGCUGGCUUGAUCAGCUCCAAGAUUUAGGCACUGUUUCUCCAAUACAGCUGAUUUCUGUUUGUCUGAGCUUGGAACACAGUUGGGAAAGAAUCUAAUUUUUAAUGCUCACUUUUAUGUUUUUCUUUCUUUAAAAUCUAUCCCAUAUAUCACCCACACGUCUAUAACCUUGACUGUGAUGAAAUCACAGCUUUGGUUUUUGUUUUGUUCCAGUGUUGUUGGUUUUUUUUUUGGCUGGCUUGCUUGCUUGUUUGUUUCCCAGACAGUCGUAUGUUAAGCACAUAAAAGUACAGUGCUGAUAAUACAUCUUUUUCAUACCUCGUGGUAGUUCCAAACUUCAGCUCUUGCUGCAGCCAUGUGAGGAAGGUAACAACUGUGCUCAUUGUCAGGUGGAUAAAUAAAUAGUAGUUAGGGGAUGUGUCCAGUGUCCUGUAAUAAGUUAGUGGCAAAGCUGACUUCAGUCUGGCUUUAGUUCCUUGCCACCUAAAGGAGACAAGGCUGAUUUUGCUACUGCCUAUGAUACUUAGCAGUCCUUGACCUUGUCUGCACGUGUUGGUUGUCAGAUCCUUCCAUAAGGUGCUUAAUUAACUAGUGCAACAGAGAACCACCUGUAUUCAAUUGUUUUCUUUGGGGCUUGGCCUUGUUUUUCUACUGCUGUUGAAAGAUGCAUCAGUGCACAAAGGAGCUGAGUGCAUACUGGAAACAGAAUGAGGUACAUGGCAAAAGCACAGGAGAUGUUCUCUUUCAGCAACGUUGAGCUGAGCAUUUGCCUGACUGCUGCAUGGAGUGGUACCCUGAGAGUUCCCCAGACUUGUACAGAGCUUGCUGGAAUCAUCUCCCUUGUAGUUGUCAGGGUAUUGCACUCAUUUUUAUCCUUAAAAAUGCAUAUUAGUGUUACAUUGAGCUGAAAAUCCUGAGCUGACUUGGAAAUGCUAUAGCUGAAAAUGAUUUUCCAGGAAGCAGUUGAAUCAUCUAUCAAACUGCACCUAUGUACUGAUUCGAUUUAAUCUCGGUCAUCUUUCUCUAAUUUUUCUCUGGAGAAAGUGUUUACUUAGGUUACAUUCUCUGAAAAAUGAUCGUGGCUCUACGUUUGGGUUUUGAAAUGUAAAUGUUAGUGUUCUGCAGGUAAAAAUAAGGGCAAGCACUGCAUCUUACUGCCUUUAUUCAUAGUAAGUUGAUAGUAGGAUACUGUGAUAGCAGUGGCACAAAAUGUCCGUGCCGCUUUGAUUAUCGUACCGUUCUGUUCUUGUCUUCAUCAUCUCUGGGUUUGAUGACAACUCUGAUCUUUUAUGAAUGUGUUAUCAGUUUUGGUUUUAAUAUAAACUACAAAGUGAAGUACAGUGUGGAAUUGAAAUCGGUGGAAUGAUCAGAUUUGUGUUUUCAUUUCACCAUUUGGCCACAUUCAUAAAUCCUUCAGUCAUCUCCCCAGGGUGAAAUUCAUUCCUUAGAUUGAUUUGUGUUUGAGCUGUGUGUAAGAACAGGUAAUGCUGUCCACAGGUGGAAAAGUAAAGUGUUAAAUUUUGGGGGGAGUGACAUGUGUACGUGUGGGGUGUUGUUUUAAAGACUCCAUUAUGGAAAAUGGUUGGAUGGAUGAUUAUGGAUGAUUAAUGGUUGGAUGGAUGAUUAUGGAAAAUGGUUGGACUGGAUGAUCCUGUGGGUCUUUUCCAACCUUAGCGAUUCUAUGAUUAUUUGAGUUGGACCCUCUUGGAGUACACUCCUAAGCAUAAAUAAAUACAAACUGUGAAUUGUUUUGUUACUUUGAAAUCUCUUCGUGGCAUAAAUCCCUUUGUUUGCCAUAAAAGUUUUCUUGUAGGAAGAGUUCAGAGUGGAAAGGUAUGGGGUUUUUUGUUCCUCUCUGUAUCAUCACACACCCUGAGAAGAGCAAACAUAACCUGUCAAAGCACUGGAGAGAAGUUCUUUUCAACCAUAUCUCAGGUGUUAUUGCCAUUGAUUUUGGUAGUCUGCCCCAAACCAAGAACCCUUGAGUGUUUCAGCAGAAUGGGAAGGGAACGUAGCUCUUAGUCAUCGUUCAGGAGUGAACUGCGUUAGGUUCAAACAAAUGGCUUAGAAAAGGAAGGCUUUUAGUCCUCAUUCUUUCAGCUUAUGAAGCUGAUGUGGGAAGGUGUCCUUUUUCUUUGUGUGUGCUGUUUAAGGAAAGUGCUGUGGUAUAUGUGAAAGUACUGAAAUUCACAACAUAUAAUCUGUCAACGUAACUUAAGGCUGAGCUCCUUUCUGGUGUUUUUCUCUUCCUUCAGGACUAGACCUGUGGAAAAAGGAAAACUACAGUGAAUGUGUCUGCACUGAUUUGUUUCAGAUCUUCUGUUCAAUCAUAGUUUCUUUGUUUUUGGCUAAAGAAGUGAGGAAAUAUGUAUCCGUGGCUUUACAGGCUGGUGUUUUUCUCAUCAGACAUCUAAAAAGGUUAUUUUUAGAUCACUAUAGAGGAAAAACAGAGCAUCGGUCAUGGCAUUGUUCCCAGUUCCUGCUUGGACUCUGGUACCAUUUGCUGUUUAAUUCCAGAAAGGGAAUUAACCUUGAACUCCUUAGAUGCCAACGUUGUUCUAUCUAUUGGCUGAACUUGCUGUAUCCUCAGAUAUGUUCUGUCAUUUCAUCUGUCAUUUCAUCUGUCUCCAGCAGUGGCUUUUAUUGCGUAGAGUAGAUUGAUGACCAGGCUUGGUAUCUGAAAAAUACAUUUUUGAGAAUAUAUGUAAAAUAGAAUGCCAACAGGAAAAAUCUGUUCUGUGUCACUGCAGAGGCAGAUGCAGGUUUUUUGUCUUUGUCCAGAUCAAAUCAAAACGACAGCGUCUCAUUUGAUACAUUACUCUUCCCCAGUGACUGUCACUUCAGUGAUUUUUCUCUGUCAGCAGAUUUGGAGUUUGAAAUACAGAUUUUGCAGUAAUUCUACUGGGUCAUGCUCAACUCCUUACCCUCUUCUCCCCCUGCGCCAUCAUAGUAAACAUUAAGAAAGGUUUUGCUAUGCUUGACGAGGGAAAGUACCAUUUAUAUAACAUCUUGUUUAUUGCUUGAAGAAGACGUGUUCUUCUACUUUUUAGUGAUACCCUGAGCUCAUGUUAAUUUUCAAAAUGGAAUGACUGCUUUCCUGGGCUGGACAGGGGCUGCACAGCAGCUGUACCAGAAGGUACACUUACUUGUCAUCUAUUGCUGUAGCAAAUAAGUCCCUGGGAAACGCAGUGCUCCUCUCAAACAGAAGAUGGUACUUCAUGGUUUUCCUUAGUCAAGAAGUAGCAGAGAUUCUCUCCUAGCUGACGUAGCAUGAGAGAAGCAAUUUUUGUUAAAGGUGGAAAUAAGCCUGGGGACUGUUGCUAUUUGUUGGCUGCUCCAAAUGGGCUCAGGGCUACACAGACCCCUUUUGGAUGUAGGCCUGGUACACACAUCCCAUAAAACUUACAUUGAGAGGCCUAGAUCUUAGAUCAGCUGGUGUCAGUGACUAGAGCUCUCUCAGCCCUAAAUUUAGACAUGAUGUACAAGUGAAAAUAAUAGACACCGGGUUAAGAUGGGAGGAGCAGAGACAACAAAGGUGCAGGAUAGAUUUACGGGGUUGCUUUUAUUUAGCACCAUACCCCUCCUGAAGGUUCUUUGGUUAUAGGAAGAGUGUGGUGAUAGGGGCUGUAGUGGACUAGGUAUUAAUUCAUGUUAAGUUUAACCUAAAUGAAUUGUGUGGGAGCAGUAGUCUGUCAUCACGUAAAUAUGGCAUUGGAAUGCCUAUACACACACUCUAUUUAAACAAGAAAGAAGUGGAGAUGUCUUUUAAUGCUGUUAUUAGGCACAGCUUUUCUUUUCCUUACGAUCUCUUGUCUCUUUUUGUCCUUUCUUUUUUGAGACUGCUGAGUGAUUUGGCAGUGGCAGGCAGAGCAGCCAUAACAAGUUUUCCUGAAAUGCACACAUUUGGGGAACUUGGCUGUGAAUUUCUGUAGCAGUUUGUUAAUGUGUUUUUUUUUAUCUGUGUUUUCUGUAUUACUGGGACUGCCUUCAUACCUCUCAGUUCUUCUCAAUGCUAUCUGAUGAAGUUCCGUCGCAUAUUGGGGAAAAAACACUAUCAGCUGAAUCAGUGCUGCCUAACACAAAUCCAGAAUGAAUCAGAGCGAAGGCAGUUAAUGCUGCAGCAACAAUCAACUAAGCAGAAUUAUGCUGAUAGCAAAGGGAUUUUUUUUUAUAUUGCCUGAUAGUCAAUCUGUCUCUAUACAGAAUUUAAUAGCAAUUUUUAGUAAAGCUCCUGUUUGUCAAGCCUGAGGUGAUAUCAGGAGCAAUGAUACUCCAUCUACAGUAAAAGAUGUGAUGGGCCUGGUCAGUAUCAUGCCAUAAGUUACAGCUGAAACAAAGCAAAGCUUUAUUCAGAGAGAGCUGCAGUUUUAUUUUGGGUGACAGGAAUGAUGCCCUUGAAACAAGAAAUGUGACAGAAUCUUAAUUUUGUUAAUGGCCAGAUGCAGUGUUCUGUGGGGGAUUGGGUUUUUGCUUGCUUCCAGUCUUUGUGGUAUGGUGGCUUUGUUCUAAACUCUGGUUAUUAUGCAGAGAGGUGGGGGGGGAGAAAGUGGUUACUGGAGUGCAGGGGGAAUUUUUAGAGCUAUCACUUUAAUGCAUUUGAUGUCGGGAUGCUCUGAUGCAACGUCUCUUCCGUGUGUGCUGGCAGUUAAAUCAUGAUUGAAUGUGAUUUCUGUUUACCAGGUUCUACAGGAAUCUCAGAUAAUUGCCAAGCCAGUGCUGGCGCUCACUGAUAAAAGACAAAUCCCUUUGGCUAAUUUUCUUCGUGGCUGAUUUUCGUUCUGUAGUCACUAGGUGGCAAAAUACUACUUUGAAAUUCAUGAGUCCUUUCUUUUAAAAGAAGACAGCUGCCCAGAGUGGUAAGAAACCUGUAACAAGUGAAGUAUAAAAGGAAAAUAACUUUUAUUUUAAAAUUUCUAAUGAGAGCAACAAUUCUGCUAUUCUUAUAAAUAUUCUACUAUUACACUGUUCAUGUAAAAUGGAAUUUACUUUCCCAUAAAACCCAAACUAGGAACCGCUUGUUCCUGUCUGAUUGCCCCCAUGAAAGUGACAUUAUUUAAUGCCGUAAGCUUAAAUGAUGUCAUUGGCAAAUGGCUUCAUUUUUCAUUGUGUUGCCUUAGCACUGUGCAAAUAUCAGAUUUGUCCUUCUUCCAGUUUAAAAAGCACAUCCUACAGGCAUGAACAGUUAAAUGAUUUGCUCAAAAUUAUGCAGAAGGCCAAUCUUAGGAAGAAUCCCCAUCGACAGACUGAAGUGUGAGACUGAAUUUACCAAAGCUUACUAAAUUCUCUCUGUUCUGAGAAAUCUUGUUGCUUCUGUCUUUAUCUUUGUCAGUCCCUGUGAGCUCCUUAAGCCUGUAGAACUUCUAACCAACGUGUUCCUUGUUUUAGCAAUGUGCAAACAUCUCCGGAUGUCAGGAAUUGCACGCAUUUUAAUGGCCUAUCCUUGUGACCAUUGUCCACGCUUAAUUGGGAAUAAAACUGAGCAUAACACAUUUUUACACACUUGCAGAAUGUCAAUAAUAAAAAAGAAAGAAGUACUUUGCCAAAUAUGACAUUAUCAUAAUGUUGCAGUGUUAGAUGACAAUUCAGUGGGAGAGCUUCAGCCAGCACGAGGUCACCAGGGAAAACAAGAGCAAAGCAAAACCAAAGGGAAUGAGCAGAGCGGCUCCAAGAAGUUAUGACAAUAAACAAAUAGCAAACAAAAAAAAAAGAGAAGUAGUAUCUGAAAUCUCACUUCGGUAUCCCAAAUGGUGAUGGGGAAGGAAUAUUUUCAAAAAGAACUCAAACUAAGAGUGCAUUUUUUUUUUUUCUUGUCUUGAGGCAAAAUAAAAGAUUUAGCAAAGUUGGACGAUCAGAGGGCUGGAGCACCUCUCCUGUGAGGACAGGUUGAGGGAACUGGGCUUGUUUAACUUGGAGAAGGGAAGGCUCCGGGGAGACCUCAUUGUGGCCUUCCAGUACUUGAAGGGAGCAUAUAAACAGGAGUGGGAACGGCUGUUUAUGAGGGUGGAUAGCGAUAGGAGAAGGGGGAAUGGCUUCAAACUGAGACAGGGGAGGUUUAGGUUGGAUAUUAGGAGGAGGUUUUUGACACAGAGGGUGGUGACACACUGGAACAGGUUGCCCAAGGAGGUUGUGGAUGCCCCAUCCCUGGAGGCAUUCAAGGCCAGGCUGGAUGUGGCUCUGGGCAGCCUGGUCUGGUGGUUGGCGACCCUGCACAUAGCAGGGGGGUUGGAACUGGAUGAUCACUGUGGUCCUUUUCAACCCAGGCCAUUCUAUGGUUCUGUGAAGGUUUUGCAGGAGUAAAGAGAACUCACACUGUGGUCUGUUCUCAGUGUGGAGUGAAAGCAUGUGGCACAGCAGUGAUUUUCAGUAUGCCAUAGCUGUAUUUUUCUAGGCUGUAUUAGCUUGUGAGGUGUUUUUGAGUCACAUAUACUAUUAAAAAACUUGCUCUUUUUCAGCUGGAACAGAUAGCUGUUGUGGGCAUUGAUUGCAGAAAGAUCGUGUGCUGCCUGUGGGUAGACUGGCACAAAUCAAAGUCAGCAUCUGUGGAUGGACAAUCUUAACCUAUUUUCUCUUCUGUUACAAUAGAGGCAUAUGCUCUCUGCCUCUGUUUGGCAUUGUCAUCAAGAUGCAUCAAGAUAAAUGAGUGGUGCAGGUCAGAGAAGUGAUUCGGACCACUGUAGUUGGUUAGGAAAAUCCUCUAGGUGGCAAUAGGAAAUGAUUUGUUGAGUUUGUUUUUCUUACCUGUUGCUUCAGCUGUAAACUUCACUUUUCCAGAAUCACACUGCUGGGCUGUGUAUGGGGGGCAUCUCUGUACUCCUCUGCACCUACUGUGUCUACUCCAAUAGAAAAGCAGAUUGUGAUUUAUUGCAGAGCAUGAUGGUGUAAAUACUACUGUGUGUUCGACACCUAUUUCUUUGACAGGAAUCGUUGGCAACAUAGAUUAUUGGUGAUGCAUCCUGUGUGAAGUUCACAUGUGUUGAACUUCAGGGAAAAGAAACCAACCAACGCAAUUAUUCUUUGUCGGGCACCCUCUGUUUUCCUUCCUUGAUGGUAUCCCCUACCAGCAGAAUGAGCUGGGGGCCGAGCUACACCCAUUUGGGUAAGGAAAGGAUGCCAUUGUGGACUCCAGCCUUUGACAGACUGGAGUUCGUCUUAAUGACUUCACCAGUAUUAGAACUUAGCAAAGUAAUGGCAGGAGUAGUUUAUUGCUAUUCAGAGGAUUGGGAUAAAACCUGUGCACUAUUUAAAUUUUAUUUAAAUUCUCAAAAGAGAACUUAUGUGGAACUAAAGUAGUACAUAAAUUACAUGUAUGGCCAUUGCCUGUAUAUAGCAGAGUUGUAUUUAGAGCUGCUUUUCUCCAAAGGCCAGCCCUUCCUUUUUCUCAAACUAGUUCUCUUUCGUUCUUUUCUUCCUUUCUUCGUAUACUAUGCAUAAAUGUGCAUUAUUUUGCAUAGAAUAUAUAUAUUUGCAUAAUAUUACAUAAGCAUAGGGUCUGUUUUCCCUUCACACCCACUCCAGGCAUUCAGCAUUUCCAUUUCAUACCUAAGUAUUCUACGUGCAGCUCUAUUCAUUUCCCAGCCUUUCUAUCCACCCACUCAGUCCUCAGACUCAAUCCCCUGUUCCCUCUGCUAGUUCACUCAGCACACACUCACCUGUUUGUUUUACAUAUGCCACAUACCCCCUAAUUGGAGACACUCACUGCAGCUCCAUCUGUGUGUUGGAGCUCCCUUCUUCUUGUCUUUUAUACAACAGGCAGAGGAUGCUGCUCACAUACAUUUGUGUAUGUGAGGUGUUGAGAAGGGGAGACGGGACGGCUAAGGAGAACCUAGGAUGUAUACAUGUAUUCAUAGUGGGGGAAAAAAAAGUAUGUGGGAGCCCCGGGAAAGGCAGUGCCAAGCUACACAGGAGUGCUGCUGAGGAGGAGGUGGUUGGCCCAGGGAAGCCUGGGGAGCAGGGUUUAACCUCGGUGUGUUCUCUUCUCCCAGGGAGCUGCUGCAGCUUCAGGGAACAGUGCAGCUGAACACAGCCUCUUCCUUCUCCUCUGCCCUGCUCUGGGAGUGAGCAGAAGGUGGGAGUGCAGCGCAGGCUCUCCUGUGCUCCAGGGAGAGAAAAGAAACCCCUGCCUUCAGCAGCAUCACCCACUGCUUGCUCUUGGGUGAAUAGGGAAAAACGAAUCCGCUCCCCCUCACUCCCCUUGGGGCUUUUCAUGCUGCUUAGCUCCCUUCUUCCCACCCCCAAUACAUCGCGUGCACCCCCCCCCCAGUUUGAAUGCCAGCUCUCUCAAGUAAGUUACACUCCAGCACCAUUCAUUUUUAUAAUUCAGUUUUAAUCCACCAGGUAUAGCAGUGGGUUGAUGCUGAGUUUUCAGUGUAUUUUAAAAUUACCAGUACGUCAGUCAGUUUUGAUUACUUAUGCAGUUGAUCCUGAGGAGCUGUAACCCUGGUUUCACCCACACUGAAUGCUAAAUGCAAAGUGCUUUGACACUCAGGAGCUCUCGUUUCCCUAUCAAGACAUCUGUCGUUGUUGAAAAGGAAAGUAGCUUUGGCAUAAGGCAUUUAUUUAUUGCUUCCCAGUUUCAGUGGCUGUUAGAUGUCUAAGCAGAGCUUUAUUUAGGAAAAGCAAGAUCGUUGCUGUACAGAAGUAUAAACUACAGCAGUGCUGUUAAACAGCCUCAUAUAGGGAAGAGGGGAGGAAUGCUCUGUUUUUGGUAACAGAGUAAAGAAAUCUUAAGAGUGCAUUUGCCAGAGACGAUGAUAGUGAAGUUACUGUUAUGAUAGUGUACAAGUCAUGAAAUAAACACACUUUGCUAGGGGUUUGCCCUUCUCCUGAAGGUUCUUUCUCCAGUCUCAGUCCAAUAAGAUUUCAGGAGCUGUCACUUGUAGAACUGGCAGCAGAGGUAGGAGACACUUCAAGCACUAAAAUUCGUAACUGAAAUGAAUUAACAGUUGAAGUAGACUGACAGAAACUUUUUGGUGCCACAGGCAAAUUUCAGUUUUAAAAAUGCAUUACCUUUUGCAGAAGCACUGAACGCUCUCAAAACAAAGUGUACAUGGAAAGUGUUUCUUCUGGGGUUGAGUUAUACUGAAUCCGAAUGGACAGAGCAUGACUGAACUGAUAUACCAGCAUAGUUUGCAAAGUACUUCCAAUUAAUGUGAUAGAUUCUGGCAGUGAAAUAAAUUCCUGCUUUCCCUGAAAUAGUAUUUUAAUUGUACCUAACAAAAGCUGUCAAAAGAAUAAGCAGCAUUUGCUUUUGCAAGUGCUGCAAAUAGUACCGUAUUAUGGGAUUGCAUUUAAAUACACAAUGCCUUUGUAGUUCUUGUAGAGAGCCUGCAUCUUUCUCUUCUGCUGCCUUUAGAAGAGAAAGUACAGUGUUUAGAAAGAUGAUUGUACACGAUUAUGCAGAGCUGAAACUUCCCCUGUGUGAGCCUGUUGUACUUUAUCAGCCUGGCAGAAUCAGUUCAGCAAUAUUGCAGAGGGAAGAAAAAAAAAAGCCUAAUGCAAUGCAUGCAUGACUGCUGGCAAAAUUACAUUUGUCAUCAAUAUGUGUAUUCCUUUGGACUAACUUUUGAGACAGAGUGGAGUUUUAUGCAUUGUAAAUGUGUGAGUUCAUAGCAGGUUUCAUGUGAAUUGAAAGUCCUCCUCAUCUCCUGUUGCUUCAGUUAAAUUUCUGGAUCCUGAUGUGAGAGAGACAGCAGGAAAUCCAACAUGUAUGAGCCCUUAUGUUGGAUCACAGUGAAAUGUGGGAGAAAAAGGUGCAUCACAUUAAGCAUUUACUUUGGAUAGAUUUUUCUCUUCCAAAAUAUUGCAUCUCACUGAAUGUACUUUAUAUCCAGGUGCCCUCAGAACAAUACUUCUUUAGGUAACGUAGCUGUUAAAUACAACCUGUGUAAGGAUCAUAGAGGGACAAAAGAAGGUAGAAGGUAAGCUGGAGUUGGCUUGAAAUGGGUGUUUAAAAGCAGAUAAUUUGGAGUGAUCAGAUCAGGAAUUUAAAGUAAAAUGUAUAGAGCCACUGUUAGUAAAAACAGUGCUCAAAGUGUUAACUAUGUGAUGCAGUAUGACAGGAACCUCUACCAUCCCUUUGUGUCAGUUACACUUACAGAUUUGUACCAGAGGAUUAAGGAGCUGGGGUCUUGGCUGACUCCCUGUUUCCAAAUAUGUUUUUCAGAUUCGGUUCCAGUUCAGUUUCAGCUAUAACUGAAGUUGCUCUGGUUUGCAGCUGAAUGGAAUAAUUAAAUUGAACUCAUUCUUCUACCAGAUCUCCUUGCUUCAGAUCUUUCCAAAUAUCUGGACAGUGGUUGGAUAACCUUUUGGCCUUUUGUCUGCAUUGUUGUUUUUCACAGUACAAUGUGAGGUCAGUAGUGUUAUGAGACAGGCUGAGAACCUUCUGGGAAUGUCUUCUACCACCAGUGGCCAAAUGGCCUUGCGGUGAACCAUUCUCUGCUGAGCUUCUGCUUGAAAAUGGGAUUCAGAUAUGGAACAGCUAGCUCAGUCCUGACCAUCUGUACGAGCAGUCACAGUGAGAUUGUGCUUUCCAUCUCAUCUUCUGGUCUCAUAAUGUUGCAUGUGAUUUUGAUGUGUGGUUAGGCCUUAUGACUCCUUUUUAGAGGUCUCGGUGUCUUUUUUUUCCCCCUUGACUGAUAAGACCUGUAUCUUUUCUUUUGACAGGUAAUUGGAAAGGAUGAUGUAGCAGUGCCAUCCCACCUCUACAAGGUGAUCCUUGCCCGGCGGACCCGAACAUCCACAGAGCCUUUGGCACUGGGGGCUUUUGUGGUGCCAAAUGAUCCCAUAGGCUUCGGUCACCAGCUGACUGAAUUCCAAGUCAGUAUUGAAGAUCUGGAAAAAAUGUCAGGUUUGGUUUUCUUCCCCCAAGUGGACAAAACCAAAGACGUUAAAGAUAUCUGUGAGGUGGACACCUGUAAACUGAUGGGAUUCAAGGAGUUCACAUUGUACAUCGUUACCCGAAAAGUGCAGAGUGCCCGGACAUUGCACCGGUUGGAAAAAGCCAUGUCAGAGUUAAAGGAGGCAGGAAUUGAGCCUGAUGAGUAUCUUCUAAAGCUUCACAAGAAGAAGGAGGAAGAAUUACGACAGGAAAAACAAAUAGCAGCUAGAGAGGGGAAGGCUGGCUGAAUACUUGAUUAGGAAGAUGCUUUUUUUUGUACUUUGAGGGGGGAGCCAAGGCAAAGCCAUGGCUUUAUAAAAUGUCCUUUUCUGAAUUAGGAAAACAAUAAAGAAACAUUUGGAUGUUGUUGGAUUUGGAA
Molecule: messenger RNA, 31484 nt
Organism: Gallus gallus (chicken)
Lineage: Eukaryota; Metazoa; Chordata; Aves; Galliformes; Phasianidae
Gene: ACVR2B
Product: activin A receptor type 2B
Exons: 11
Coding region: 428-1966 (512 amino acids)
Biological process (GO): cellular response to growth factor stimulus; protein phosphorylation; activin receptor signaling pathway
Cellular component (GO): activin receptor complex; plasma membrane
Molecular function (GO): ATP binding; activin binding; activin receptor activity
Source: RefSeq, marked validated